Messenger RNA from Aspergillus eucalypticola CBS 122712, 1844 nucleotides. Its product is annotated as GMC family oxidoreductase. The coding region runs from base 54 to 1844 and encodes 596 amino acids. The transcript is spliced from 3 exons. The record is from RefSeq and is a predicted model, not a curated record. Gene Ontology annotation, molecular function: oxidoreductase activity, acting on CH-OH group of donors; flavin adenine dinucleotide binding. NCBI's taxonomy places the organism in Eukaryota, Fungi, Ascomycota, Eurotiomycetes, Eurotiales, Aspergillaceae.
CAGUGAGCAAGAUCUUGAAGCUAUCACCACCGUUCAAACAUUCCGGAGCGAUCAUGGCCACCAAGAUGCUUCGAAGCUUGACCCUUUUGGGUGCGCUGUCGACGGCCCUUGCAGCGCCUUCUACCCGUCUCUCUGGUUCCCAGUAUGAUUACAUCGUCGUUGGUGGAGGUACCAGCGGUCUCGUGGUUGCCAACCGCCUGUCAGAGAACCCCAAUGUGUCGGUCCUCAUCAUCGAAGCCGGUGGUUCAGUUCUCAACAACUCCAACGUCACGGAUGUCGACGGCUACGGACUGGCCUUCGGUACUGACAUCGACUGGCAGUAUGAGACAACCAACCAGUCCUAUGCUGGCAACGCCCCCCAGGUGCUGCGUGCUGGAAAGGCGCUUUCGGGCACGAGUGCCAUCAACGGAAUGGCGUACACUCGGGCCGAAGACGUCCAGGUUGACGCAUGGCAGACCAUCGGUAACGAGGGAUGGAGCUGGGACAGCCUGUUCCCCUACUAUCGGAAGAGUGAGAACUUGACUGUUCCCACCGCCAGCCAGCGUGCCAGAGGAGCCACCUACGACCCCAAUGCCAACGGCGAGGAGGGUCCGCUGUCCGUAGCCUGGCCCGACAUUCCCGCCAAUAACCUCACGAACACCCUGAAUGCCACCUUCCAGGGACUCGGCGUUCCAUGGACUGAGGAUGUCAACGGCGGCAAGAUGCGUGGCUUCAACGUCUACCCUUCCACCAUCGAUUACACCGCAUAUGUGCGUGAAGACGCCGCCCGUGCAUACUAUUGGCCCAUUGCGUCCCGUCCUAACUUGCACCUGAUGCUCGAUACUUUCGUCAACCGUCUGGUCUGGAAGAAUGGAGGUUCCCAGGGUAAUGCCACUGCUGCUGGUGUCGAGAUUACCUCUUCCAAUGGCACCAUCAGUGUCAUCGGAGCAAGCCAGGAGGUCAUCAUUUCUGCCGGUUCAUUGAAGUCGCCCGGUAUCCUGGAACUCUCCGGUAUCGGUAACCGGGAUAUCCUGGAGAGAUACAACAUCUCUGUCCGUGUCGAUCUUCCCACCGUCGGUGAGAACCUUCAGGACCAGACCAACGCGGGGCUAGGUGCUUCCACCACUCCUGGUCUGACGGGCACCAAGACCGUGGUUUAUCCCAACAUCUUUGAUGUCCUUGGCAACGACACCCUGUCGGUCGCACAAUCCGUCCGCCGCCAGCUCAAGCAAUGGGCCAACGAAACCGCCCAGGUGAGCAGUGGCACUAUGAAGGCUGAGGAUCUGGAAGCUCUCUUCCAGCUGCAGUAUGACCUGAUUUUCAAUGAUAAGAUCACGAUCGCCGAGAUCUUGUACUACCCCGGUAGCACCAGCAGUAUUAGCGCCCAGUAUUGGGCCCUGAUGCCCUUUGCCCGUGGAUAUGUCCACAUUGGAUCCGCCGAUCCUACUGCCAAGCCGAUCAUCAACCCCAACUACUACAAGUUCGAUUGGGAUCUUACCAGUCAGAUUGCGGUGGCCAAGUACGUCCGCAAGACCUUCCAGGCUGCUCCCUUGGCCAACCUUGUUACCGAGGAGACCAACCCUGGCUUUGAGGCCGUGGCUGCCAACGGCUCCGAGGAGGACUGGAAGGCGUGGCUGCUCACACAAUACCGCUCGAACUUCCAUCCGGUCGGCACUGCUGCCAUGAUGCCCAAGGACAAGGGCGGCGUGGUCAGCGAGCGCUUAACGGUGUACGGCACCAGCAAUGUUCGCGUGGUGGAUGCAUCCGUCCUUCCCUUCCAGGUGUGCGGCCACCUGGUCAGUACCUUGUACGCGGUGGCUGAGCGGGCCUCCGAUCUGAUCAAGGCCGACUCUGGUCUCUUCUAA